Coprinopsis cinerea okayama7#130 is the source of this 2478-nucleotide messenger RNA. Its product is annotated as anthranilate synthase. The transcript has 2 exons. NCBI's taxonomy places the organism in Eukaryota, Fungi, Basidiomycota, Agaricomycetes, Agaricales, Psathyrellaceae. Bases 1 to 2478 code for a protein of 825 amino acids. Gene Ontology annotation, biological process: L-tryptophan biosynthetic process. The record is from RefSeq and is a predicted model, not a curated record. Gene Ontology annotation, molecular function: indole-3-glycerol-phosphate synthase activity; anthranilate synthase activity; phosphoribosylanthranilate isomerase activity.
AUGUCCGCAACCCAGUCGACCCUUCCCCCUCAUCUUCAGGGCCAGCUCGAUGUCUUGAUGAUAGACAACUUCGACUCUUUCACCUGGAAUCUUUACCAACAACUGUGCCUCGCCGGGGCGAAUGUCACCGUCAUCCGCAACGAUGCUAUCGACGAAUCCCAGCUGCCUUUGCUCAAGAUAAAGCACUUGAUCAUCUCGCCGGGCCCUGGCCAUCCUCAGACCGACUCUGGUAUCUCGAGGGCCGCGAUCAAAUACUUCGAGGGCAAGGUCCCCAUCUUUGGAGUGUGCAUGGGUUUGGAGUGUGUUGUGGAUGUCUAUGGCGGUACAAUUGCUUACGCCGGAGAAAUCAUGCACGGCAAAGUCAGCAAGGUCAGACACGACAAUCGGGGCUGCUUCAAGGGCAUCCCUCAAGGAAUCAAAUCUAUUCGAUAUCACUCUCUCAGUGCGGCGUUAUCUACCCUUCCUGCCGAGCUCGCCGUUACUUCCGUUACCGAAGAGUCGGGGGUCAUCAUGGGCGUCCGACACCGGAAAUAUGCCAUCGAAGCUGUCCAGUACCACCCCGAAAGCAUCCUGAGUGAGGGCGGCGAUGAACUCAUCCGCAACUUUCUUUCACUUCGGGGCGGUACUUGGGAGGUCAACCCCGAAGCACAGGUUCUUGACCAGUCCCUCCCUCCGUUCCCCAUCGAAAACCUCCCAAGAGAAAUCUCUUCCAACCCCGCUGCGGCAAAGAAGGUCCCUUCCAUCCUCGACAAGAUCUAUGCUCAACGUCUCAACGACGUUGCCCUUGCGCAGCGGACACCUGGCACCACAUUGGCCGAUCUCGAGACCCUUUACGCUCUCAACGUCGCCCCUCCUCUUAUCUCAUUCACCGAGCGUAUCAAGUCGGAAACUGGUCGACCCUCCCUCUUUGCCGAAAUCAAACGUGCCUCCCCUUCCAAGGGCCCUAUAUCCGUGGCAACCUCUCCAGCAACCCAGGCUCUGACUUAUGCAUUGUCAGGAGCUGCCGUCAUCUCCGUAUUGACAGAGCCCAAGUGGUUCCUGGGAUCGUUGCAGGACAUGUUGCACGCACGUAACAGUGUUGCCCACCUGCCCAAUAGGCCAGCUAUCCUGCGCAAGGACUUCAUCCUCAGUCGAUACCAGAUCCUCGAAGCUCGCAUCUGGGGUGCCGAUACUGUAUUGCUAAUCGUCAGCAUGCUUCCUGAAGGGCUCCUCAGAGACCUUUAUGCCUACUCACUCGAGUUGGGUAUGGAGCCCCUCGUCGAGGUCAACAAUGCAAAGGAAAUGGAGAUCGCCCUUUCCCUUGGCUCAAAGGUCAUCGGCGUCAACAACCGCAACCUCCACGAUUUCCAAGUCGACAUGAACACCACAAGCAGAUUGGCGGACAUGACCAAGGGCCACGAUGUCACCCUCUGUGCACUCAGUGGCAUCUCUGGUCCCGAAGAUGUCAACCGCUAUGCAUCUGAAGGUGUUGGCGCCGUUCUCAUUGGUGAGAGUCUUAUGAGGGCUGAAGACCCUUCCGCCUUCAUUCGCGACCUCUUCUCCCUUCCCGAAGCUCCGGUUCAACCACCAAAAUGGCGCUCCCGUCUCCCUUUGGUCAAGAUCUGCGGCGUUCGUUCCAAGGACGAGGCUGUCGCGAUCGCCACUGCCGGUGCAGACAUGAUCGGGUUGAUGUUCGUUGAAAAGUCGAAGAGGCGGGUUGACUGGGACACCGCGAAGGAGAUCUCCAAAGCCAUCCGCGAACUUCGAUUCGACGCUCCUCCUGCUGUGUCCGAAGAGACCCCCGACACUCCCAACACCCCCUGGUUAACCUCUCACGCCAACCGACUCUCCGAAUCCAGCCCUAACUCCCGCCCUCGACUCGUCGGUGUCUUCCAGGAUGCCCCCCUUUCGCAGAUCUUGAAGACUGUUGCUGAGAUCCAACUCGAUAUGGUUCAGCUGCACGGUUCGGAACCUAUCGAAUGGGCUCAGCAGAUACCGGUGCCCGUCAUCCGCGUCUUCCAUGUCACCGCUGAUGGCAAGGGUCUCGAGGGUAUCACUCGCCCAGGUGCUCACCAAUUCGUCCUCCUGGACAGCGUCCGCGAUGAUGGAUCUGGCAUGAGUGGUGGGAGUGGAAAGGUCGUUGACUUGGACCUUGCCAAGCGGGUCGUCGCGGCUGGCGAGAUCAACGUCGGGGGAACCGCUGCCUAUGCUGGCGCUGGGAAGGAAGCUGGCGACGAAGAAGAGAACGGACAGGUGAAGACUUCCAAACAAGCAUCCGUCAACUAUCCCUUGCCUAUCAUCCUGGCUGGCGGGUUGACUGCCAGCAACGUCGCUGCUGCCAUCUCGAAGGUUCAACCCUGGGCUGUGGAUGUCAGUGGAGGUGUUGAGAAUGCCACUCAGGGCGGGAAGGACCUCUCCAAGGUACAGGCUUUCAUCGACGCCGCCAAGGGUUUAACCAACUCUGAUGAGGAGGAUGCUACCGAUGGCAUCGCUGCCUAA